Molecule: messenger RNA, 306 nt
Organism: Fraxinus pennsylvanica
Lineage: Eukaryota; Viridiplantae; Streptophyta; Magnoliopsida; Lamiales; Oleaceae
Source: the annotation of a GenBank genome assembly
AUGUGCAGGAGCUACUUGUGGGAGGCAGGUAACAUGGAUAUUCAUAAGAAUGUUUUCAAAAACAAUUUAAUGCAACACCAUGUAGCACUUCCUUCUGAUGCUAUGGGAAAGAUAAGCUACAUUGGCCCACCUAGACAAUAUUCUUUAAAGGUUGAUAGGAUAUAUCGCAUCAUAGGUGUUGAUCUUACUUGGUUAUCAUAUUCAUGGAUUCUGAUAUUAUGGAUUGCAUUUGGCAGAGGAGGUGGAAGAGGAACAAGAUUAAUGAAAAAAACGAAGGCAUUGCAAAAUAUAAUUCCAUCAAAGUAA